AUGGAGCUUGGUCUUGUGGGUAUUGGAGAGCAUGUCAACGCAUUAUCCUCAGGCAAGUUCAUCGCGGACUUGCCGAUUCUCUCUCGAGAUCCCCGCCUACCAGAAUCUCAACCCCCCCAUGACGGCGUUAGUACUCCGACUGGCAUCAACAGCGUGGCUGAGACUCCGCUUAGCUCUAGAGAGUCAGACUCUGAUUCUGAUAUUUGUGGCUCUGAUUUUGAUCUAGAGAGUGCCGCCAACAUUGCUUUAUCCCGUUGCUUUGGGGUAAGUCUCAACCGGCUCAGUCAUUCUGUUCGUGUCAUCGAGGCGUUCUCGAAAUUUAAAGAUCAGUGCGUCGAAAUUCUGCAAGAAGAGGAAUCAUUUUCGACUAUUGACUGGGAUGACGACGGAUUCUCCUGUUAUGAUGUCGAAGAAGGAGAUGCUAGCAACGGCAGUUCGGCCUUUGGCGAGACCUCAAAUCGAGCUCAACGAUCAGAGUCAGGAACAAAGAAGCGACCGGCUGAAAAACAAGGCGAAGACGAUGGCCACGACGAGAUGGACGAGAAUGCUGGUGAAGACCAGGGCCCAACUAGAAGAGGACGCAUCAAGAGACGACGCAUCGAGUGUCUUAAGAAUUUCAGCUGUCCCUUUAGAAAGCGUAACCCCUGCAGGUUCAAUGCUCGGGAUUUUGAUGCCUGUGCCAACAAAUCCUAUAAAAGUAUGGCGGAAUUGAAGUAA
Colletotrichum fioriniae is the source of this 717-nucleotide messenger RNA. RefSeq lists its product as uncharacterized. The record is from RefSeq and is a predicted model, not a curated record. NCBI's taxonomy places the organism in Eukaryota, Fungi, Ascomycota, Sordariomycetes, Glomerellales, Glomerellaceae.